This is a messenger RNA of Periophthalmus magnuspinnatus, 3358 nucleotides long. Its product is annotated as solute carrier organic anion transporter family member 2B1-like. Gene Ontology annotation, biological process: transmembrane transport; sodium-independent organic anion transport; bile acid and bile salt transport. The record is from RefSeq and is a predicted model, not a curated record. NCBI's taxonomy places the organism in Eukaryota, Metazoa, Chordata, Actinopteri, Gobiiformes, Gobiidae. Gene Ontology annotation, cellular component: membrane. Gene Ontology annotation, molecular function: protein binding; bile acid transmembrane transporter activity. The transcript is spliced from 15 exons. Bases 155 to 2251 code for a protein of 698 amino acids.
GGAGUCCACCCAGGAAACAAACUUCAACAACAUCAAGUCCCAGAUCCGUCUGCUGCAGGUCCAGAACUCGACCAGGUCUCGACCAGGACUCAGUCAGGACCAAGACCUGGGAAUUUUCUGCAAAGCUGUGAUGUCAUAAACACCUGGAUUCAAGAUGGCCGCCGUGAACCCUGCGCCGCGGAGCCUCUUCAGGAGCGUCAAGUUCUUUGUGUUGUGUCAUAGCGCUCUGCAGCUCGCUCAGCUGCUCGUCUCUGGAUACAUGAAGAGCUCCAUCUCCACCAUCGAGAGGCGCUAUGGUCUGUCCAGCCAGAGAGCCGGGCUGCUGGCCGCCUUCAACGAGGUGGGUAACACUCUGCUGAUCGUGUUUGUGAGUUUCUGGGGCAGUCGGGUUCACAGGCCGCGUUUCAUCGCCGGAGGAGCCAGUUUAGCCGCCGCCGCCGCGCUCCUCAUGGCCACGCCCCACUUCCUGUACGAGCCGUACGAGUACACGGACAGAGACACCUCUCAGGGUAACCGCUCCAGUCUGUGCCGGGUGAACGGGUCCGUGGCGUUUGACCCGGGCUGUAGUGUGCGUGAGGGGAGUGGCCACCAGGGGGCGUACCCGCUGCUGUUACUGGGACAGCUGCUGUUGGGCAUCGGCGCGGUGCCCAUCCAACCGUUCGGCAUCUCCUACAUCGACGACUACGCCAGCAAACGCAACUCGCCCCUCUACCUCGGGAUCCUUCUCGCCGUCACCUCCAUCGGACCGGCUUUUGGCUUCAUGACCAGCGCCUUCACGCUCAGGAUCUUUGUGGACUUCAACACCGUCCCCCGAGACCAGGUCACUCUGGAGCCGGGGGACCUCCGGUGGGUCGGGGCGUGGUGGCUCGGCUUCCUGUUGGCGUCUUGUUUGCUGUUUCUGACGGCGCUGCCCAUCCUGUUCUUCCCUCGAGAGCUCCCCCCAGAGGUGGAGGAAGAGGAGGCCGUUAAACCGCCUCAGAGCAGGUCGCCGCAGACGAUGGGCGACUUCAUUCGCAGUUUUCCACGCACAGCGCUCCGGACUCUGCGUUCUCCGGUUUACAUGUGUGUGGUUCUGGCCCAGGUGAACCUCGCCGCGCUGCUCUCAGGACUCGCCACGUUUAUGCCCAAGUUUAUGGAGCGACAAUUCAGCCAAACCACAGCCUUCUCCAACAUGAUGAUCGGGGGCGUGGCUCUGCCCUUCUCCAUCGUGGGCAUCGUUCUGGGCGGAGUCUUGAUGCGGCGCUGCGGCCUCUCUGUGUUCGGCGCCGGGCGGAUGUGCUUCAUGUCUCUGUCUCUCUGCGUCCUGACCGCCGUCCCGCUGCUCCUGAUUGGCUGCUCUACCCAGAACGUGCACGGAGUCUACCCGCGUCCAAACCCGGUCUCUGGUCCGGUCUCUGGUCCGGUCUCUGGUCCGGUCUCUGGUCCGGUCUCUGGUCCGGUCUCUGGUCCGGUCUCUGGUCCGGUCUCGGUCUGUGGUUCUUGCAGUUGUCUUGAGGACUCCUUUAACCCGGUGUGUGGUUCUGAUGGGGUGGAGUUCCGGUCUCCGUGUCACGCCGGCUGCACGUCUCAGGAGAGCGACCCCAAGAGCGGACGCCCCACUAACUACACAAACUGUGGCUGUGUCUCUGGGUCUUCUCAUAGUCCGGACCUGGAUCCCGGUCUGGAUCCCGGUCUGGAUCCCGGUCCUGGUCUAGGCCGGUCCUGGGCGGUGCCUGGGACCUGUGGGAGUCCCUGUUCAAACCUGAUCCUGGUCUUUAUGGUUUUUGUGGCUCUGACGUGUUUCAUCGCCUCCUUCUGCCACACGCCCUCCUACAUCAUCAUACUCAGGUCGGUCCCGGUGGAGGACAAGUCUUUUGCUGUUGGACUUCAGUACAUGUUCUUCAGAGUCCUGGCGUUCUUCCCGGGGCCGGUGCUCUACGGCAGAGUCAUCGACACCACCUGCCUCCUCUGGGGCAGGAAGUGCAAUCAGCUCACUUCCUGUCUCUACUACGACAUGGAUCUCUUCAGACGCAGGUUCCUGGGUCUUCAGCUGCUUUUCUUUUGCGGCGGUUGGUUUUGUUUCUUGGCGAUGAUUUUGAUUCAGAGACGAAAUAAAAAACGAGAAACUAAAAGCAGAUAUGAACUAACACAGACGAGACCAGUGGAGCCAGGACUGGAGCUGGGACCAGGACUGGAGCUGGGACCAGGACUGGAGCUGGGACCAGGACUGGAGCUGGGACCAGGACUAGACCAAGACCGGACCAAGACCUGAAUGCACCGUAAACAUGUGAUAUUAAAGAGGAGGUAUUCUGCAAAAGCCCAUUUUCCUCCCAUGUUUUAACACUGUUCCCUCAUCAAAAACACGUCUGAAGAACUUUUAGAUCAUCCGUGCUUUUUUUUUGAACAAUCUAGAGAUCUCUCCUGGGCCCUAUUCAAACCCUCCUUACAGAUAGCAGUACGAGUCUGUACGAGGCUCCGCCCACAAGCCUAUGUCACCCACGCUCCUACACGACAAUCCUCCAUAAAUCUACAAAAACAUGACUCAAAACUGUGCACUACGACUUCACAAACCUGGUGUGAUGUGCAGUAGUUUCAUUAGAUGCAGCUGAUUGUGAAGUGAUCGUGCUCUGAAGGGGGAGGGGCUUAGCACAGAGAGCAAAGACAGGGGAGACGUGUGUAAAAUACCUCCUCUUUAAGGCCUGAGCCAGGACCAAACCCGAGUGUCGACCUGUGAAAAUCCAUGUGCAGCUUCUGUCUUUUGUAUCAUGUGACUUGUGCUUAAAUGUCCCAUAAUGCACUGCUCUCUGCUCUCUGUUCUGAUGUCGUUUCUUCAUCACAAACAGACCUGGAGUCGUUGUGUUUUGUUUCAUUCUCACAUGUUUAAACACAAAAAAACGCUGCAGAUUUAGGCUGAGUUCUUCUCUCAAACUGAAAACACUCUGUUCCACCUUGUGAUGUCAUCGUGUGGCGAUACAGGAAGUGCUCCGCUGUGUUUUUAAACCGCACACACCUUCAUUUCCAGAAUCAUUUGGAUCAUUUCAGUCCUGGAGUUGCCACAUAUCUCAACUGAACUAAAAGUAAAAGGAGCUGUUCACUUCAAAACUACCACUUGAUGACAUCACAAGGUGGAACGUCGCAUUUUGAGCUUUGUAGAUGUGACAGACUAAUAAUAAAGUGCGACUCAAACAUGUGUGAAUGAAACAAAACACAACUCCAGCAUUAGAACAUGACUUAAACCUCACAGGGGUCAGUUUUAUGUGAUAUUGGACUUUUACACUUUUGUGUGUUUUGUUUGACCAGGUUUUUUCAGGGACUAUAUAUUUUUUUUUACAUAUUUUCAUAAAGUUUUAUAUUCUGCUUUUGGAAUAAACGUUAUGUG